AUGGAGCACUCUAUAGGCGACGAGUCAAAUGGGAAUGUUGAAAGAGAAUAUAUUAGCACUUCUCAGGAAAAUCCGGAGCAAGAUUCUUCCUUUGACGAAACGGACAAGCUCUUGGAAAAACGGUUACUAGCAGCAGCUGCAAAUGGGCAACUUAAAAUUGUACAGGGAUUAAUAAUUGCUGAAGUCAAUGUGAACGCGCAAGAUACGAAUAAGGAUACAGCACUGCACCUUGCGUGUUUCAUGAGUCAGACUUCUGAAGAUAAUCAUGCCAAAAUUGUUCGCUAUUUAAUAAGCAAAGGCGCUAACGUUAAUGCAGAAAACAACGAUAAGUGUACACCAUGGUUUGCUGCAUCUGAGAGGGACAAUGUCGAUAUGGUAAGAUAUAUGGCAGAAAACGGGGCUGAAGUAAUUUGCGAAGACUGCUUGUUGAAACUGCUGACUGUGGCUUCGCAGAAGCAUUGCGAAAAUGUAAAAAAAUAUUUGAAAGAAAUGCUCUUUUACGUAAGUGGUGCAGAACAGAGUAAGCAAAAACUGCUGAAAAUCGCGAUACGGCUUGGCCAUAUUAAUGCUGUAAGGUAUUUGGUGUCCAAAGGAGCUGUCGUCGAGGGGGAAGAUAAUGAAGAUAAGUCGUCGCUAUUCAUUGCGUGUAAAAGUGGCCACAGCGAGAUCGUAAAAUAUUUAAUUGAAGAGAGCGGAUGCAACAUUAACAUAAGGAAUAUGUAUGGGCAGACGCCGGUGAUGAUCGCUUCUCGAAAGGGUCACUUAGCCAUUGUAAACUACUUGUUGGAGAAGGGAUGUAGCGUCGCCGAAAGAAGCAACGACGGGGUAACGCUUGCUGAGAGCGGUCGCAAAAAUCUGACUGAUUAUAGAAACUUUUUUCAUGGAUUUUUCAUUCUGAAGUUUAUUCUAUAG
Enterobius vermicularis (human pinworm) is the source of this 912-nucleotide messenger RNA. Lineage: Eukaryota; Metazoa; Nematoda; Chromadorea; Rhabditida; Oxyuridae. The record is from the annotation of a GenBank genome assembly.